Homarus americanus (American lobster) is the source of this 3751-nucleotide messenger RNA. Its product is annotated as G protein-activated inward rectifier potassium channel 3-like. Bases 265 to 2073 code for a protein of 602 amino acids. Gene Ontology annotation, cellular component: plasma membrane. Gene Ontology annotation, biological process: regulation of monoatomic ion transmembrane transport; potassium ion import across plasma membrane. Gene Ontology annotation, molecular function: G-protein activated inward rectifier potassium channel activity. The record is from RefSeq and is a predicted model, not a curated record. The transcript is spliced from 10 exons. NCBI's taxonomy places the organism in Eukaryota, Metazoa, Arthropoda, Malacostraca, Decapoda, Nephropidae.
GGUCUCUCGUAGCGUUACCCUGUCACCAAAGACGAUGAGAAGUGUCGCAGCCCAAGUUGGUGCAGUGUAGAGAGACUUUUAACCACCACUACAGCUGCUACAGAAGUGAAGGGUAAAACAAAGACUAAUCGAGAGUAAAAGAGACGCACGUUUGAGCUUCUGUCACAAUCAGAGACGAACGACAAGAACAGGACAUUGAAAACUAGCCAGAGUCAACAGCAGCUCUUCACUAAACCAAGCACCACACACCUCAACAACAGCGGCAUGAGGAGGAGGAAGAAGAAGAAGACAACGACUAUGAACGGCAGUAAUAGCAGUCUUAGCAGCAUCAGUAGUAGUAACAGUAGUAACAGCAGUAAUAGCAGUAACAGUAAGAGGAUGCAACGAAUACAGCCUAAUACCCCGGGUAGUUCUGUCGACACGUUGGUUCGUCUUAGAGGCCAGAGUGGCGAUAGCGGCGCUUGGGACUGCCUCGUUGCACAGUCAGACCCGGUCAAGAGGCGUCGGAGGAGUAGUAGCGCCUCCGCCACUGGCCUCCUCACCCCCAACACCAGGUUCUCCACCAUCUCGGAACCUGCGUCAUGGAGGUUCUCUGUGCCCCUAGCGGCUGGCAAGUCUCCCGUCGCCUGCAAAGGAGUAUCACGGACGACGGAGGGGAACUUGGUAGUGGCUGGGACCAGUGGGCAAGGGGUCAAGGUGACGAUGGAGGCCAAGUACCAGGUGACCAAAGUGGGCGCCUUCAGGAGGCUCGCCCUCAGGAUCAAGGAAUGCUGUCUGAAGUACAGACACACACGCAUCAGCAGCAAGAAGAUGCGCAAGAGAGUGGUGCAGAAAAACGGCGAGUGUAAUGUAUCCCCGUCCAACGUUGCCAAGAGGCGCCGACGGUACCUACAGGACAUCUUCACCACGCUUGUUGAUAUCCAGUGGCGGUGGACGCUGUUGGUGUUCGCUAUGUCAUUCAUCAGCUCGUGGCUUAUGUUCGCUGUGGUGUGGUGGCUCAUCGCCUAUGUCCACGGUGACUUCGACGAGCAGAACCUUCCCGGCAAACAGACCGAUUCCCAGUGGACGCCGUGUGUGUUCAAUAUCUUCGGCUUCACGUCCUGUUUCCUCUUCAGCGUGGAGACUCAGCACACCAUCGGCUACGGCUCCAGACACACCACCGAGAAGUGUCCCGAGGCCAUAUUUGUCAUGUGCAUCCAGAGCAUCACAGGUGUUAUGAUACAGGCAUUUAUGGUCGGCAUCGUCUUCGCCAAAUUAUCACGACCCAAAAAACGGACACAGACGUUGAUGUUCUCCAGGAAUGCGUGUCUAUGUGUCCGUGACGGUGAAAUGUGUCUCCUCUUCCGUGUAGGAGACAUGAGGAAAUCCCACAUUAUCGAAGCACACGUGAGGGCCCAACUUAUCCGGAAGAGAGUAACGAGAGAGGGGGAAAUCUUACCAUUCUUCCAAUACGAGCUCGAUGUGGGUUACGAUAUCGGUGAAGAUCGGAUUUUCUUCAUCUGGCCCAUGACCAUCGUGCACAAGAUCAACGAGAACUCACCUCUCUAUGACCUGUCCGCCCACGACCUGCUCAGAGAGAAGUUUGAGAUCGUCGUCAUACUCGAGGGUGUUAUUGAGUCGACAGGUAUGACCACCCAAGCUAGAUCGUCCUAUCUACCCAAUGAGAUCCUAUGGGGGUACCGCUUCGAGCCCCUAGUGACGUUUAGCAAGGAUAUGGGGGAGUAUGCCGUGGAUUAUUCUCUUUUCAACAACACCUAUCAAGUUAACACGCCUCUGUACUCCGCUAGAGAGCUCGACAGACUCAACAGCCAAGAGUCUACACCAGAGCGUGAGCAGGAAGAGCCACAGCCUCCGUCGUCCCUUCAGCAGGAGAUCAUGUUACCAGUUACGCCUCUGACACCGGUGACUCCCAUGUCUCCCCUAACGCCCAUGACCCCUACCUCAGCGUCGGGCAUGGGCAUGGGCGGGGGGUCAUGCGCCUUGGACCUACAUGCCUGUCCCCACGCCGCCUGUGACCCUGCUCAGGACGCCCCCGCUUCCCAGCCUCUGUUACAGGAGCAUGAUGAUGUCUAGCAGAUGGCCCCGGGCACCCAAGGGUGUCCGUGUCCGUGCCUUACUGGGGUGGAGAUGACACUGCGGGUACGCGGGUGUCGUGCUGGACGGACCUGUCAGUGUGAGGGCAGCCGGCGCCCCUCCUCGUGUCACCCCCUUCCCCAGACAACUGCAGAAACAUCUACGUGUCAUCCUAAGCCCGAUUCCUUCUUGGCUAUGGCGGCUUCGUCAUACUCUGGACUGCAACGUCUGCCUCUACCUGCCCCGUACUCCCGCCCAGUACACACUGUCUCAGGCCCUGUUCUGCCCAGCUCACACCUCCUGGAUCAUCUAAAUUGUAAAGGAAUAGGUGGUCAUCAUGUGAGCAUUGCCCCUACACCACAGCCAUCAACCCGAAACACACUGGAUAUUCCCCAGACUUCGCUCACACUGUCUUCCAGGUCAUUGAUGGCUGGAGACCACGCAGGUACUCGGGGGGCCAUUCAAAAGGAUAUGUCUUCUCACUCCUGGAGUCGUAAGGGCAAGCCCUGGUCCCUGCCGCGAGUGCCCAAAAGACCUGGCCGUUUCUCCAGCAGACGUAACCGUUCCACAAAUGCCUCCACCAACUCAGCUAUGGCUGCUCCGCCAUUUCGUCACUCAGCUCGCACCUCCAAUAGUCACCCAGAUUUCAGAGAGUUUCGCUUCUGACCCCCAUAGCCUUGGGCCAUAUCGGUCCCACCCACUCAUGCUCACCCAUCACGCUCACCCCAUCCACACUAAACCCCCACCUACACACCCGCUCUUGAAAGGCGGUUGUCACUCUGAUUCUGAUGUGUCUUAUACAUUCAUGGUUGUGAUGGCCAUUCUGGUCCCUUGCCCUCCCUCCAAGUGGAAGUACUCCUGCUGCUACCCCAGGUGUUCUCUGAUAAACAUCUCUCAUGCAUCUGGAAGCUAAAUGCUCAACUAAGUGUUAUGUUUAUUGAUUAGCAAAACAGUGUGUUCCUCAGAAGCAUAGACGUAUCAUAUGAGAUGCUAUAGGUACACUUGAUGGUGUUGUGUGUUCAGUAAGUGACCAGCGCUGAUGGUUCUGUAAUCUUGGAAAUAGUGAUAACAAACGCUACCACGAUAUAGCAAGUGAGAAGAAAAGCUCAAUAAGUGUACAUCACAAUCAAGAUAAAAGCAGUUUGGAAAGAUAAUCUGAUGAAGAUAACGGAAGAGACAGGUGAAACAACAUUGUUGUCUGUUAGCUGGAAAUAGUUGAGAAAAAUACCUGUGAAGUGGUUGUUAUAUUAGGUAUUAAGUAGAUGGUGCUAUUUAUUCUAUUUAUUUAUUUAUUUAUUUAUUAAUUUAGAAGAUACCUGUACAGUAUUUCACUGUAGUAAUAAGUAAGUCGGAGUAUUUUAUGGGUGACUCGGUACUAAGUUCGCCUGUGCUGCUUGUGAUAUAGGAAGAUCACUUGUACCAGGUGGUUCAGCUCCCUCAUACCCUGUGAGACCUCGUACUGAAACACACACGUGGCCCUUGUUUGGGAAGGACAAUUUUCACAGGAACCUGGAUAAUCACCCACACUAUAUGUAUAUACCUUUCACAUUCUUCUGGACUAUGAAAGAGAUUUUUAUACCAUUGAAAUUUGUCUUAAAGUUUAAUAUCAGGACUUUGUUGUAAUUUCAACUAACCGGAAAAAAUGUAGAUACUGGUUAAUUAAAGGGUGAUCAUACUA